Molecule: messenger RNA, 4972 nt
Organism: Physella acuta
Lineage: Eukaryota; Metazoa; Mollusca; Gastropoda; Physidae
Product: serine/threonine-protein kinase unc-51
Biological process (GO): protein autophosphorylation; autophagosome assembly; regulation of autophagy
Cellular component (GO): autophagosome; phagophore assembly site; cytoplasm
Molecular function (GO): ATP binding; protein serine/threonine kinase activity
Source: RefSeq, a predicted model, not a curated record
CAAACAUAAUCAGGUGGAGCUACAUUUCAGAAAUUAUAAUCACUUUCUUCUCUAACAGAGAGACCAUGAGUGGAAUAUAAAACAGCGAAAUGAAUCAGUGUGGUUUACUGUUAUUUUAAAAUAAAUGGCUUGACGAAACAUGCUUUGAUUAAUUAAAGCCAUCCCACAACACCAUCAACCAUGAUCUCAGAGACAGAUAUUGGUGAAUAUGAAAUCAUUAAAGGUGGUGUGCUGGGAACUGGAGCCUUCGCCACCGUGUGGAAAGGUCGUGCAAAAAAGGACCCAUCACAACUGGUAGCCAUCAAAGCAAUUAAAAAGAAGAAUUUCCUCAAGUCUCAGCAGCUGCUCAGCAAGGAGAUCACUAUACUCAAGGAGUUAUCCAGUCUUCAUCAUCGCAAUGUGGUUGGUCUAUUAGACUGUGUGGAAUUAAAAGAUGAUGUCUGUCUUGUUAUGGAGUACUGUAAUGGAGGAGAUCUGGCAGACUGUCUUCAUCGUAAUGGAACCCUCAGUGAAGACACCUUGUGUUCAUAUGUCAAACAGAUUGCUGAAGCUAUGAAAGCACUACAGCAGAAGGGAAUAGUCCACAGGGACUUGAAGCCCCAGAAUAUUUUGUUGUGCUAUGAGGGCUCAAAGUAUCCCCACCCUUCAGAGAUGCUGCUAAAAAUAGCUGACUUUGGCUUUGCCAGAUUUAUAAUUGGGGCUGAGAUGGCCACCACAUUAUGUGGUUCCCCAAUGUAUAUGGCCCCUGAGGUAAUCAUGUCAGUGAAGUACAGUGCUAAAGCAGACUUGUGGAGCAUAGGGACCAUCUUGUACCAGUGUCUGACCGGUAGAGCUCCGUUCCAGGCCCAGAACCCCCAGGAGUUGAAGAAGAAAUAUGAGAAGAGCCCAGGCCUGAAGCCUAACAUCCCAUCCAGUACCUCGCCAGAGUUGAGGGACUUACUGAUGCGAAUGCUGAAGAGAGAUGCAGAGGAAAGGAUAUCGUUUGAGGAGUUUUUCAGUCACAGUUUUUUACAACUGCCAACUCCGAAAGCCAUGUCCCCCCCUGUGUCAGUACCAAAGCGCAGGUCUAGUUCCUCUUCUGACAGCUCAACACCAGGCAAGUCACCUGGUAAAUCACCAUCGCCAUCCCGCACUAAAAGAAGUCCAUCACCGGCUCCGCAACCAAAAGUAGCCUCCGUGAGGGAGAAUAAAGAGGAGGACAUGGUGACAACACUCACUGAGGCUGCUGGCUUCACGAAGGUUGAGAAGGAAGAGGUGAAAGGCAGGUCAGGACGCUCAACACCUGAUGAUUUUGUUAUGGUACCAGAAGCAUUAUGUAUAGAGUCAGAUGGAGAAGAAAGUGUACACAUAAAGAAAGCCCCCUUGGCUGAGGAAGAAAUGGCAUCCUUCAGCUCCUCACCCCACCGAUCCCCUAAAGCCAUCCGCAUUCAGAGCAACACUGGCGCCAUCUGUAACAAAGAGAACGUGGCAACCCCUGGGAGUCCUAGCAGACCUGUCACUUUAUCCAUGGCCACGCCUCCCAGGCAGUCAGACCCCAUCACUGUGCCAUCUGAUAUGAAGGGUGUUGGUCUGUUUGCUGGUGAUGUCAACUCCAGUCUCAAGCAGAAAGUGAAAUCUCCAGAUGUGAGAAUGGAGAGCGACAGUCAGGAACUAGCUAUAGUAAGGAGAAGCUCAGAGAACAGGUUGUCAGGUGUGGACGCUGUUGAUGCUGGCUCGUUUUCUCCCCCUGCAGUUCAAUUCUGUGUUGGCACCCCACCAAACACAAAUGGACCAUCCUGGAAAAGGUCCAGUGUUGUCACCCCUCCACCUUACUCAUCAACUCUUCCAGGGUCACCACACAGAAAACCAUCCCUCAACUCCCCCCACUUCUCCCCGCUGCAGUUAUCAAACCCAUCCUUCGGCUCCCACCCCGGCUCCCUGCCUACCAUCAUGGGCUCCCCUAACAAGAUGCCCACCAUGUUUCACCUGGGCUCCCCCCAUGACAACUCCCCCGAGCCCAUUCAUGCCCCGUUUGCUGCAGCGGCGGGCUACCACCCUGGCUACCACACGUCCAGCACCGUACCUGACAACCUUGUAGCCAUGUCCAGACAGAGAGAUGCUCUAGGUGAGAUUCAGCCCAUGGAGUACCAUCGUGUCAGUACUGAUUCCAACCUGUUAGCACAGCAGUUACAUAAUCAAAACAGACCAGGCAUGAUGAUAGCUUAUGGGGGCAGCAGGGAGAGAAUCUCUUCUGUGGACAGUGACAAGGCCAGGUUUGGCUCCCUGGAAAGAGAUCGUUCCCCCUCGUUUGGUCGGAGGAACAGCGCCAUUGAAAUGUCACCCCCGCACCACAUUUUAAUGUCGGCGUCCCCUCCAAAUGCAGGGUCAAAUGCCCCUCCCCUGAGAUUUGUUCCCCAGCCGUUGUCAGAAGAAACUUUAAUGGAUGACAACCACAAUGAGACUCUUGGCAAGUUGUCAUUUGUCCUAGACCUGGUUGAAUGUAUUCUGGACCUGGCCAGAAGUUUGGGCAGUGCAUUCCGCAGUAUUGAUCCCGGUGAAACUAAAAAGGUGGAGCAGCUGUCACCAGAGUACUACAGCCAGUACAGGUCCUCCCAGAGGAGCCUGGAGCAGCUGGUGCUGUAUGCUCGCUCCUGUCAUCUGCUCAACUCAGCACUACACAUGGCCAGGGAUGAGAUCAGGAACGACAGAUUACAACAGUCCACCAGUCUCAGAAAUGUGUUGAGUGAGAUGAACACCUACUACCAUCAUGUGGUUGACAAAUGUAAGACCAUUCACAAGGAGUUCACACAGAACUGCAAGACCCCACUCACUCAGAAACUUGUGAUGGCCACAGCAGAUAAACUUAUAUACAAUCAAGCAAUACAUAUGUGUCAGACAGCAGCUCUAGAUGAGUGCUCCAAGAACCCAUCAGCAGAGAACACAUCCGAGGUUGUACGGCGCUACCAGGUGGCUCAGAUUCUGCUGCACAGUCUGGCCCAGACAGCCCGUAAUGAGAACGACAAGCACAUGUUAAUCAAAUACAGAAAAUCAGUGGAGAGCAGGUUAUCAAUCCUUACCUCAGAUGGAGUACACUUUGACAGACACCACCAGAACCUGCAUGUUGACAACCAGAGGUACCAGCUGCAGUUGUAGCAUCUACGCAGAUCCACCGUGGCUGGCGUUUUGUGUAACAACAGCGCCACAUGACAUCUGGGUGUCAUUUUGGUUUAAUAGCUCCAAAUGACAGCUGGAUGUCAUUUUGUUUCAACAGCUCCUACUGACAGAUGCAUGUCAUUUUGUUUCAACAGCUGGUUGUUAUUCACUGUAUUAACAGCUGGAAAUCUCAUCUGUCAUUCAGUUUUUAAGCUGUUCCAAAUGACAGCUAACUGUCAUUUAGUGUUACACAGCUCCAGAAGACUGCUGGCUAGGAAUUUAUUCAGUAUUCUACUUCACCUAGUUGUGUAGCAAAACCUUGCUGAAGAACAGCUACCAGCCAUCCAUUAAAGAAUCUAUUCUACAGGAGGCGUGUCCUAAGGAAGCACUAUUCAUACAAUGGUUGUGUAUAUAAUUAAAGAUGAUCUGCAAACUUCUAAAGAAUAAUGCCUGAGAGCAAAAAUAAAAUGGAUAUUUAAUUUGUACAGCUGAGUUGUAAAAUAUUAAAGCAGUUCUCUACAAACUAAAUAGUUGUAUGUUUUAUUAGUUGGUUAUAAUUUGUACAGACACCUUUUGUGAGAAUAGAUGACAACUGGCCUUGCAGACAUUUGUUGUGAGAAUAGAAAUGUCUUGGCCAAUCAGGAUGCUGUUUGUUGGAUUCAUUUACUGGAGGCUUUAACCAUGAACAGAUUUAGCAUUUAAGUGAAUCAUCAAGCUAAAGUUUGUGUAGCGUUACAUUGUAUAAUAGGAGACACUUGUUCAGUAACAUCCCUGUAUAGGUGGGGGUUCAACAAUCUUUUACUCAAUAACUUGUUUUAUAAACUCGUAAAUAAGUAAUUUCAAUGCAAUAAUUUUUCAAAACAUUUUCCUUAGAUAAAGUUUGUAAUUAGUAACAAGUAGUUACAAAUUUGAAUAAAAAAACAUGUCAUGCUAAAUACGAAAUUAAAUGUGCACAUUUUAAAACCACCAAAUCAAUGCCAUUCUUCAACUGUCGAUUACAUGUAUUCAUUGAUCAACAUUUCAGGGCUUGAAGAAAUUAGUUCAUGAUUCCCUGGCAGACCUGACUAACCGUAAUGGGCCUGAAUCUCAUUUUUUCAUCCUCUUCCCUUCGUACAACUCCAAUGCAAAUCAAAAUAUCAUUUCUUAUUUGUAUCACAACUGUACUGUUUUUUUUUUUAUUUGUGUGAAUGUGAAUUAUCCUUCAAUACAUGAAGGGAGCUGUGAAUGUUUUUCUUUUGUAAACGUAUGUCAUGCAUUACAUUACUUUUCUGAUUUUGACUAAUUUUUAAAAAGGUUAGUCAAAAAGUUUUUUUUUUCUCUCCUUAAUUAUAUGAAAUGCUACAAUUUGGCAGCUAGCUUUUAAGUGAGUUUUUUGUUUCUUAAAUGUUUUAAUGAAAUAGUCAAACAUGUAUGGAGAAAAACAUUUUUACUGUAAUCUUACAUUUGUUCUAACUAUAAAGUCAGACUUGUAUAGAGAGAUAUUUUACUGUACUCCAUUUGUUCUGCCAUCUGAAACUAAGAGUACUAAAAAUGAUAGAAUCUUUCAUCCAACCUAAGUGUAGCAACAUUACUGCUAUGUCUGAUUAAAAGCUAUUGGUAAAAUAUACAAGUUGUAUUUUGAUAAUCACAAUUUUGAUGAGAAACAGUAGUCAUUUUUAAUAAUCACAUCUUUUUUGGUGUUGUUUCGAUGCAUGUUCUUUCAUAACUAUAACUGCAUUAUUUCCAUGUCAUUAGUACAUUUGAAGUAGAAAGUUUGCAACAAUCUACUUAGUAAUUAUUGAAUAAUUGUUUUACUGUUUUGCUUUUGGCCAAUAGCAACUAUUUUUCCUAGAUAAGUUUC